Messenger RNA from Myotis myotis, 3506 nucleotides. It is a transcript of the gene IP6K2, whose product is annotated as inositol hexakisphosphate kinase 2. Lineage: Eukaryota; Metazoa; Chordata; Mammalia; Chiroptera; Vespertilionidae. The record is from RefSeq and is a predicted model, not a curated record. Gene Ontology annotation, molecular function: inositol hexakisphosphate kinase activity. The transcript is spliced from 5 exons. Bases 1530 to 3176 code for a protein of 548 amino acids. Gene Ontology annotation, cellular component: cytoplasm; nucleus. Gene Ontology annotation, biological process: phosphatidylinositol phosphate biosynthetic process; inositol phosphate biosynthetic process.
AGUCAGCUUCAUUGUUUGCAACAGGGAGAGUAGCAUCCACCUCUUAGAAGGUAUGGUGAGGACUAAAUGAGGUUUGAUCCUGCAGUGAGUCCGGCACAUAAUAGGGGCUUUACCCCCUUUAGAGGACAGUGGACACAUCUCCCGCAGGCCAUCCUCACCACCACCAUCUCUGUGGGAGUCAUGGGAACCAGAGGAGUCCUCAGUAAGAGGACAGUAAGAAUCCCUGUACAGAAACUGAAGGGUAGCCCAAGCCCUGGAAGUAAUGCUAGGAGUGACUGUAGUCCGUAAAUUACAGACAGAAAACAAAAACAGACUUGCCCUAACACUGUUAACAGUUACAUAGAGGAGGGCUUUGCUGCGAUCCAGGUGUUUGGGAAUGUGAAGUCAGCUGUCAGGCCCUGGCCUCAGCAUGGGAGCGAGCUGUGAUUGCCCCGGGAGUACAGCUUUGGUUUAAAGGCCUGUCCCAGCUUUUGGAGAUCAGGAUAGAACUGAUAAAAAUAGUUGGUGACCUAGAACACUGUAUCUUUUUAAAGGGAGUCGGGCAGCCUUGAUCAGUUGUUUUUAGAUACAGACGUUAAUCAUUAAAGCAAGGCCAAGCUCCACCGCUAAUAAGGGUGCUGGGUCAUGUAUUUGGCCUUGGAUAGGGGCGGUGUGUUUGGACGCCCUGGGGAAGCAAAUCUUACUAGAUGGCGUGGAAGCAGUUUUUCCCUUUAAGUGCAUUUUAUAAAAACCUAAUUAAUGACCAACAGUGAACAUGAAUGUAAGCUAUGAUGAUGUAGGUUUAUCAUCAUCUAUAAUAAUAAUCUAUAAUAAUAAAAGGGUAAUAGGAUAAUCAGACUGAACGUCAUUCCGGACAUCCUUCCUGAUGAAGCUGGGGCUGGAGGGAAGCCAGCCUUGUCCCAGGUGCCUGCAGGCGGCCCGAGGGAAGCAGCCAGGGUCCGAAUGCUUGCAGGCGGCCCCAGGGAAGCAGCCCAGGUCUGGGUGCCGGAAGGAGCUGGGGAAGGAAGGCUUACUCUUGCACGAAUGUCAUGCAUCGGGCCUCUCAUUUGUAAUAAAUGUGCUGCACUGGGGGGGAGUGUUGAUAAUGGGAAAGCCAUGCAUAUGUGGGGGCAGGUGGUUAUAUGGGAAAUCUCUCUAUCUUCCUCUUAAUUUUGUCUCGAACCUAAAACUUAUCUAAAAAGUAGUUUAUUGAAAAAUAUAUAAUUAACAGAGACUUGGACAUCAGUUACCUUCAGUUUAACAAUUUUAUUAGAAAAUAGUAAGAUUUAAUCGGAAUAUUAGGUUUGAAAUGAUGACUUUCCCUCAUUGUGGCUUCACGUUUUGCCCCGCACUGUCUAAGAAGGGCUGUUUAGAGGCACCUAGAGUCAGUCCAGUCCCUACGUGUAGGCCUCGCCCAGCAGGCUUUGUUUGUGUCUGUGGGAGGAGGCGGGGCCGUGGAGGGUGAUGUGGGCCGCACUCUGAGUGAGCUCAGUCUGUUUGUCUUGCUGCUGGAGGUGGAGGGCUUUAGGGCAGAUGCGGCUCUAAGGCAGAUGCCGUUCCCAGGUCACUUCCAACUCCUGCCACUGUUUGCCUCCCGCAGAGCGUCCUGUCGUGUGCAACCAAGGAGCCAAGGCCAGACACGCCAAUACAGACAGACGGAGGACGCUCUGGCCGCUGGGCCCUGCUGCCUCCCCCUUCUCCCUGUUGCUUGCCCCUGGAGGAUGAGCCCAGCCUUCAGGGCCAUGGACGUGGAGCCCCGCGCCAAGGGCGUCCUGCUGGAGCCCUUUAUCCACCAGGUCGGGGGGCACUCUUGUGUGCUCCGCUUCAACGAGACGACUCUGUGCAAGCCCCUGGUCCCGAGGGAGCACCAGUUCUACGAGACUCUCCCAGCUGAGAUGCGCAGAUUCACUCCCCAGUACAAAGGUGAGCCCCCGCUGCUGGUAGGGGUCGCCAGCGCCUGGCGAGGAGAUGUGAGGCGAGGAGAUAUGAGGCGUGGUGACCUCCGUGGCAGCCAUACCCAGAGCCUUCACCCCUCCCACUCACCCUGUGUUUUCCCUCCGCCUCCUCCUCCUCCUCUUGGCCCUCAGCCCAGCACCUCACACCCUCAGUUUUCAAGCCCUGGUGUGGUGUCUGUGUGCUUUGAUGAAGAUGAAGACAGAAACUUGUGCUUAAUAGCAUAUCCCUUAAAAGGGGACCACGGAGCCGUGGACAGUGUAGACAAUUCAGACUGUGAACCAAAAAGUAAGCUCCUAAGAUGGACAAACAAAAAACAUCAUGUCCUUGAAACAGAGAAGACCCCCAAGGACUGGGUGCGGCAGCACUGGAAGGAGGAGAAAAUGAAGAGCCAUAAGUUAGAAGAAGAAUUUGAGUGGCUCAAGAAAUCUGAAGUCUUGUACUACAGUGUAGAGAAAAAGGGGAAUGUAAGUUCCCAGCUUAAAUACUAUAACCCUUGGAGCAUGAAGUGUCACCAGCAACAGUUACAGAGAAUGAAGGAGAAUGCAAAGCAUCGGAACCAGUACAAAUUUAUCUUACUGGAGAACCUCACUUCCCGAUAUGAGGUACCUUGUGUCCUGGACCUCAAGAUGGGGACACGCCAGCAUGGUGACGAUGCUUCAGAGGAGAAGGCAGCCAACCAGAUCCGAAAAUGCCAGCAAAGCACCUCUGCGGUCAUUGGUGUGCGCCUGUGCGGCAUGCAGGUGUACCAGGCGGGCAGUGGGCAGCUCAUGUUCAUGAACAAGUACCACGGCCGGAAGCUGUCGGUGCAGGGCUUUAAGGAGGCGCUUUUCCAGUUCUUCCACAACGGGCGGUACCUGCGCCGCGAGCUCCUCGGCCCUGUGCUCAAGAAGCUGGCGGAGCUCAAGGCCGUGCUGGAGCGACAGGAGUCUUACCGGUUCUACUCCAGCUCCCUGCUCAUCAUCUACGAUGGCAAGGAGCGGCCGGAGGUGGCCCUGGACUCGGACGCGGAGGACUUGGAGGACCUGUCUGAGGAGUCCGCUGACGAGUCGGCGGGGGCCUACGCCUUCAAGCCCCUCAGCACCAGCUCCGUGGACGUGCGCAUGAUUGACUUUGCCCACACCACCUGCCGGCUGUACGGCGAGGACAGCGUCGUGCACGAGGGCCAGGAUGCUGGCUACAUCUUCGGGCUCCAGAGCCUGAUAGACAUUGUCACAGAGAUCACUGAGGAGAGUGGGGAGUGAGCUGGCCGACUGUACUGGUCCUUGACCCUCCGUGUCCCGGGCACAGCUGUGCUGCGUCCAGGAGGAAGCCAGUGUGGGCAGGGGGUGGCCUCUGCAGCCUGGAGCUGACCACAGAGGCCUCGAGUCCCGCCUGAGCCGGCCCCACCGCCCUCCGAGUCUAUUUAUUUUACUGUUUCUUCAACAUUCCAUGUUCGAUGAGCAGAUACCUCUCUUCCCUGAGUGUAACUGUCCUAAUACAGACCCUUUGUUCAUUGUACACAGUGCUGCUGUCAUUUUUUUAUUGAAUUUGUUGGGGUGACAUGGUUAAUAAAAUUAUAUAGAUUUCAGAUA